AUGGCGAUCGCGGCGCGCGCCCUGCGCCGGCUCCCGCUCCACCUCGCCCCCGCGCUCGCCCGCCCCUUCUGCGCCGUCUCCCCCGCCGCCGCGGCCCCCGCCCCGGCCGCCGCGUCCGCCAAGGUCGCCGACCGCAUCGUGCGCGUCCUCGCCAUCGACCUCGACGGCGGGCGCCGCGAGGUGGUCGGCCUGGCCGGCCAGACCCUCCUCCGCGCGCUCGUCAACGCGGGGCUCAUCGAGGCGGCCUCCCACCGCCUCGACGACAUCGACGCCUGCUCCGCCGAGUGCGAGGUCCACAUCGCGCAGGAGUGGCUCGAGAAGAUGCCCGCGGCCUCCUACGAGGAGCGCUACGUCCUCACGCGCGCCUCCCGCAACCGGGAGCUCAACAAGCACGCCCGCCUCGGCUGCCAGGUCGUGCUCGGCAAGGAGCACCAGGGGAUGGUCGUCGCCCUCCCCGAGCCCAAGCCCUGGGACAUCCCGUAA
Messenger RNA from Triticum turgidum subsp. durum (durum wheat), 483 nucleotides. Lineage: Eukaryota; Viridiplantae; Streptophyta; Magnoliopsida; Poales; Poaceae. The record is from the annotation of a GenBank genome assembly.